AUGAGGGCGCUUCUGAUUUUGAGUGCACUCCUAGGAGCUGUCUUCGGCCAUGAAGACUUUGUGGGGCACCAGGUUCUUCGAAUCUCAGCGGCCAAUGAAGCCCAGGUUCAGAAAGUGAAGGAGCUGGAGGAACUGGAGCACCUGCAGCUGGACUUCUGGAGGGGCCCUGCCCAGCCUGGCUCCUCCAUCGAUGUUCGAGUGCCCUUUGCCAGCGUCCAGGCUGUCAAAAUGUUUCUGGAGACCAAUAAGCUCAGCUACAACAUCAUGAUUGAGGACGUGCAGGCACUGUUGGACGAGGAGCAGGAGCAGAUGUUCGCUUUCCAGACUCGGGCUGCCAACACUGACACCUUCAAUUAUGCCAUUUACCACAACCUGGAUGAGAUCUACAGCUUUAUGGACAUGCUGGUGGCCGAAAACCCCCAGCUGGUCAGCAAGAUCCAAAUUGGCAGCACCUAUGAGGGCCGCCCCAUCUUUGUGCUGAAGUUCAGCACUGGCACCCAGGGGGAGAAGCGUCCUGCCAUCUGGAUCGACACUGGCAUCCACUCCCGCGAGUGGGUCACCCAGGCCAGCGGGAUCUGGUUUGCUAAGAAGGUGAGCUCGGACUUCGGCCAGGAUCAAACUCUGACCACCAUUCUCAACAGCAUGGACAUCUUCCUGGAGAUUGUCACCAACCCCGAUGGUUUUGCCUUCACUCACAGCAAAAAUCGCUUGUGGCGCAAGACUCGUUCCCGCACAGAGGGCUCUGCCUGCGUCGGGGUGGACCCCAACAGGAACUGGGAUGCUGCCUUUGGGAAGCCUGGAGCCAGCAACAACCCCUGCACUGAGACCUACCACGGCAAGUUCGCCAACUCCGAGUCAGAGGUCAAGUCCAUUGUGGAUUUUGUGACCAAUCAUGGGAACAUCAAGGCCUUCAUCUCCAUCCACAGCUACUCCCAACUCCUCCUCUACCCCUAUGGCUACACCAAGGACCCCACACCUGCUCAUCAGGAGCUGGACCAGCUGGCCAAGGAAGCAGUGACAGCCCUAUCUGCUGUGUAUGGGACCAAGUACAAGUACGGCAGCAUCUAUACCACUAUUUACCAGGCCAGUGGAAAUACUGUUGACUGGACCUACGAUCAGGGCAUCAAGUACUCUUACACCUUUGAGCUCCGGGACACAGGGCGCUAUGGAUUCCUCCUGCCAGCUUCCCAGAUUGUGCCCACAGCCCAGGAGACAUGGGCAGCACUCAUGACCAUCAUGGCUCAUGUUGAAAAACACCCCUACUGA
Molecule: messenger RNA, 1266 nt
Organism: Suncus etruscus (white-toothed pygmy shrew)
Lineage: Eukaryota; Metazoa; Chordata; Mammalia; Eulipotyphla; Soricidae
Gene: CPA1
Product: carboxypeptidase A1
Exons: 10
Coding region: 1-1266 (421 amino acids)
Biological process (GO): proteolysis
Molecular function (GO): zinc ion binding; metallocarboxypeptidase activity
Source: RefSeq, a predicted model, not a curated record